Notolabrus celidotus (New Zealand spotty) is the source of this 3323-nucleotide messenger RNA. Its product is annotated as calponin homology domain-containing protein DDB_G0272472-like. The transcript has a single exon. The record is from RefSeq and is a predicted model, not a curated record. Bases 133 to 3129 code for a protein of 998 amino acids. Lineage: Eukaryota; Metazoa; Chordata; Actinopteri; Labriformes; Labridae.
GGGUUUCAAACAUUGUAAACCAAGCCUCAAACCCUCAGCAGUUCACAGAUCCAACCUGAGACAAGCGGUCAGCAAGGCUCGUGACUUUAAACUGGUCUACAUUCAAGACACCAACUAACCCCAAGAUUACAUAUGGACAACAAGAGGAACUCAGAGUCCCUGAGCAGGGCUGAAACCAUGGACAAGGAGACGGAGGCUGAGGUGAUGCUCAACAAGAUUAGAGAGCUCAAAGAUCUUGUUGAGAUUAAGGACAAGCAGCUGAGGGAUGAAAGGCUGAAGGCUGACAUCAAGCUGCAAAAGAAGAUGGUGGUGUCUCACAACCUCCAGACAAGCCUGGACGAGGCCCAACAGGAGAGGGAUGAGAUGGCAGAGAGGUUGAGGAGAAAGGAGCAGGAAGACAUGAGGAGGGAGAACGACACCGACGUGCAGCUGGAGGAUUUAAAGAACCAGCUGCAGGCUGAAAGACUGAGGUCUGACACCCUGCAGAAGGAACAGGAGGAAUUUAGGAAGGAGGUAAAAGAAAAAAACAGCAGAGACCUGAAGCAGGUUCGGAAUAUGAAGAUGGAGAAAGAUUCCCUGGAUUCCAUUAUUGCAUCUCAGGACAUCAAACUGAAAAAUAAGAUGGUGUCGUCUCGCUACCUGCAGACAAGCCUGGACGAGGCCAAACAGGAGCGUGAUGAGAUGGCAGAGAGGUUGAGGAGAAAGGAGCAGGAGAUGGUAGACUUGAGAGUAGGGUCCAACACCGACGUGCAGCUGGAGGACCUGAAGAACCAGCUGCAGGCUGAAAGGCUGAGGGCUGACACCCUCCAGAAGGAAAAGGAGAACUUUAUGCAAGAACGCCUCCCUGGAGGACAAGAGAGAGCCAGCAGAGACCUGAAGCAGGUUCAGAAUCUGGAGGUGAAGGGACUUUCUCCAGAGGCGAAGGCCCUGCAGAUGAAAGAUCUCAAGAUUAAAGAGCUGGAGGAGCUAAUUGCUCGGGAACAGCAUCAGCAAAAGAAUACUGUGAUGACUCGCUACCUCCAGACAAGCCUGGAGGAGGCCAAACAGGAGAGGGAUGAGAUGGCCCAGAGGUUGAGGAGAAAGGAGCAGGAGAUGGUAGACUUGAGAGUAGGGUCCAACACCAACGAGCUGGAGGAAUUAAAGAACCAGCUGCAGGCUGAAAGACUGAAGUCUGACACCCUCCAGAAAGAACAGGAGGAUUUUAGAAAGGAGGUAAAAGAAAAAGCCAGCAGAGACCUGAAGCAGGUUCAGAAUAUGAAGAUGGAGAAAGAUUCCCUGGAUUCCAUUAUUGCAUCUCAGGACAUCAAACUGAAAAAUAAGAUGGUGUCGUCUCGCUACCUGCAGACAAGCCUGGACGAGGCCAAACAGGAGCGGGAUGAGAUGGCAGAGAGGUUGAGGAGAAAGGAGCAGGAGAUGGUAGACUUGAGAGUAGGGUCCAACACCGACGUGCAGCUGGAGGACCUAAAGAACCAGCUGCAGGCUGAAAGGCUGAGGGCUGACACCCUCCAGAAGGAAAAGGAGAACUUUAUGCAAGAACGCCCCCCUGGAGGACAAGAGAGAGCCAGCAGAGACCUGAAGCAGGUUCAGAAUCUGGAGGUGAAGGGACUUUCUCCAGAGGCGAAGGCCCUGCAGAUGAAAGAUCUCAAGAUUAAAGAGCUGGAGGAGCUAAUUGCUCGGGAACAGCAUCAGAAAAAGAAUAAUGUGAUGACUCGCUACCUCCAGACAAGCCUGGAGGAGGCCAAACAGGAGAGGGAUGAGAUGGCCCAGAGGUUGAGGAGAAAGGAGCAGGAGAUGGUAGACUUGAGAGUAGGGUCCAACACCAACGAGCUGGAGGAAUUAAAGAACCAGCUGCAGGCUGAAAGACUGAAGUCUGACACCCUCCAGAAAGAACAGGAGGAUUUUAGAAAGGAGGUAAAAGAAAAAGCCAGCAGAGACCUGAAGCAGGUUCAGAAUAUGAAGAUGGAGAAAGAUUCCCUGGAUUCCAUUAUUGCAUCUCAGGACAUCAAGCUGAAAAAUACGAUGGUGUUGUCUCGCAACCUGCAGACAAGCCUGGACGAGGCCAAACAGGAGCGGGAUGAGAUGGCCCAGAGGUUGAGGAGACAGGAUCAGGAGAUGGUAGACUUGAGAGUAGGGUCCAACACCGACGUGCAGCUGGAGGACCUAAAGAACCAGCUGCAGGCUGAAAGACUGAGGGCUGACACCCUCCAGAAGGAAAAGGAGGACUUUAAGCAAGAACGCCCCCCUGUAGGACAAGAAAAAGCCAGCAGAGACCUGAAGCAGGUUCAGAAACUGGAGGUGAAGGGACUUUCUCCAGAGGCGAAGGCCCUGCAGAUGAAAGAUAUUAAGAUUAAAGAGCUGGAGGAGCUUGUUGCUAAGGAACAGCAUCAGCAAAAUAAUAAUGUGAUGACUCGCUACCUCCAGACAAGCCUGGAGGAGGCCAAACAGGAGAGGGAUGAGAUGGCCAGGGUGAUGAGGAAGGAUCAGGAGCACUUCAGGAGGAAGACCAACACCGACGUGCAGAGAGAGAACCUGGAUCUGGACGGCAAGCUAGCCUCAAGCAGAGCAUUACAGGAGAACAAGAUUAAAGAGCUCCAACAUCUUGUCGAGUCCUUAAAGAACCAGCUGCAGGCUGAAAGGCUGAGGGCUGACACCCUCCAGAGAGAACAGGAGGACUUUAGGCGGGAGGUUCAACAGAAAGCCAGCAGAGACCUGAAGCAGGUUCAGAAUCUGGAGGAGGAGAAACGUUCCCUGAAGCAGGAGGUGAAGGCCCUGCGAAUGAAAAAUGAGAGCAGGAUUCAAGAGCUUGAGGAGCUUAUUCCAUCUCAGGUCACCCAGCUACAAGAUCAGGUGAAGGUCAGUCAGGCUCUUCGGGAGGAGGUGAAGGACCUGCAAGAAGAGGUCUCAAGCAGAGCAUCGCAGGGUACCAACAGGAUUAAAGAGCUUCAAGAUCUUAUUGAGUCCUCAAACGACCAGCUGCAGGCUGAAAGGCUGGAAGUGAAGUCUAGACUCGUUGAGAUGGAGAACGUGUCUUUGUGGAGGAGGUUUAAAAAGGCCAUCACUCCUGACAGUCGCCGCCAAUACAAACAUCUGAGAAUGCAGUGGCAGACCCGCAGACCAUCUAUUCCCUGAAUCCCCCACAACGUAACCAGACUGUAAGGAGCCAUCAGGCAGACACAGAGUAACAUGUUCCUCUGUGUCUGCACGGGUUUACUCCGGGUUCUCCGGUUUCUUCCCAUCAUAAUCAACUUUGAAAAAAAACCCUUUAGAAUAGUAAAAAAUGCAUCAAGUCUAAAAAAUAUCAAUAAAAAAAAAAACAACUUUAA